AUGAAGAUACAGUCCAAGGCCACCACGGUCUUAGAGAGAACUUCACACUACUUGAAGGUUGGAGUGUUGAAACAGAAGCCAGCCUGGUAUGAUGUAGUAGGAGCCUUUCCUCCUCACACAGAUCUCACCAAGAAGCCGAAGGUUUUGGAGUUGAAAACACAGAAACCAGACCCAUUCACAUCGUUGUUCGGCACAUCGAGAAAUGAUGGCACGGUUAAGACUCGUGCCAGUGCCUUUGACCGUUUGCAGAAGAAUAACAGCAUCCUGAGAAUCCCCCAGUUGGAGUUCUUGGAAGACGAGUUGAGAGACGUAUUCUACCACCAGCACCCGUGGGAAUUUUCGCGUCCCAAGACGUUGAUCGAAAACAAGGGUGACGAAUACAAGGACUGUGACUGGUCACAUAUGUUGCAGUUCAACAAGCCGUUGGACGGUGAGUCUGUCGUGCAAAGAACAUUGUGGUUGUUGGCUGAUUCCAAGAAGAACGGCCCAAAGUUGUCACUUUUCGAGGCCUACGACAAGGCCAGAUUUGAAUUCUACCGCUUGAGAAUGCGAGAGGAAAUGAACAGCUCAGUAUCCAGAGAAGAAUCGGUUAUGUACGGAGCUGUUUUCCCUACUACCCAUCUUGAAUGGGGUGUACAAAAGGAACAAGAAUACAUCGAUGUGUGGGCAAAGGUUGCCCUGGACAAGACCAAGGUAGCCCUGGCUAAUAGAGGUAGAGGUACUUCUGCCGGCUCAGGUGCUGACGAAGAAAAGGGAGCCGAAACUUCAAUCUGGGAAAGCAGUUUCGAGAUCUCUGAUGCCGAAGAAGUUGUCGAAGAAAAGUAA
Messenger RNA from Scheffersomyces stipitis CBS 6054, 825 nucleotides. Its product is annotated as mitochondrial 37S ribosomal protein mS23. The record is from RefSeq and is a predicted model, not a curated record. The coding region runs from base 1 to 825 and encodes 274 amino acids. The transcript has a single exon. Gene Ontology annotation, cellular component: mitochondrial small ribosomal subunit. Lineage: Eukaryota; Fungi; Ascomycota; Pichiomycetes; Serinales; Debaryomycetaceae. Gene Ontology annotation, molecular function: structural constituent of ribosome.